Penaeus monodon (black tiger shrimp) is the source of this 4277-nucleotide messenger RNA. RefSeq lists its product as uncharacterized. NCBI's taxonomy places the organism in Eukaryota, Metazoa, Arthropoda, Malacostraca, Decapoda, Penaeidae. The record is from RefSeq and is a predicted model, not a curated record. The transcript is spliced from 4 exons. The coding region runs from base 157 to 633 and encodes 158 amino acids.
ACCUCGUACCGAACGUGUUGCGUCAGUUUUACUCAGUCUCUUACUCAUUGUCGUAAAUUGUUCGGAAUAUUCAUUACUCACACAUGUGUCAUCUUCUGUGUUGACAUUCUAAGUACUUUAGCGUCUGGUUUGGGCCGAAGUUGGAUCUCGGUGUCAAUGACAACCAUGUUCCACCGUAUGUUUGGACGACGGAGGUCUCCUGUGGAAGGGGAACCCAAUGCAGACUCGGGCACUGAGGCCACAGAGGGACAGGCAGACAUUGUCAACAGCGAUGAUUUCGUCCUGUUAGGUGACACUGAAAGUCAGCAAAGCACAAUGUAUGAUCCCCCUCCUGGCUAUACUGUCGGUGGGGCUAAUGCCUUUUUACCCUAUGGGCUAGACCCCUCUACGAGACCAGAAGCUGGACAGAGGCCAACAAGUGCUGAGGUUCAGACAGCAAUAGACGGCAUCCCUUUCAAACUGGGAUCCAACGUCCUGUUACAAGGAGACUCAGACAGCUAUGACAUCAGCUCCAUUUCACAGAUGAUCCACAGAAUCAAUACCUUUAACUGGGAUGAAUAUGAAUACAGCUUCCAACUGGAAAAGAGUGUUUUGCAAGAGUUCAGCACGAGAGAACAACCAGAUCCUGAGUAAAAUUUUGCUGCAUUUUUUUUUUCUUUCUUUCUUUCUUUCUUUUUCUUUCUUUCUUUCUUUCUUUUUUUCUUUCUUUCUUUUUUCUUUUUUUUUCUUUCUUUCUUUCUUUCUGUUUUUCUUUCAUCCUGUUUCUGUUCUUCACUUUUUUUUAUUUCCCAUUUGAGCAAUGUUAAUACCAACGUUUUUCUUUUAAUGUUAUUUUUCUGAAUAUCUCAGAAGCCCUGGAAUGAAGUAUGUAUACUUAUAUGUAGAAAUAAUAAUACCCAGUAUAGAUUGAAAUAUAUUUUGAAAUGCCUUGUAAUACCAUCACACAUAUUACUCCCUUUUAUUAAUAUCAUUUGCUGUAAUUAUUUUGUUUAGAUUUCACAAAGUUGUAUUUCAAUACUCAUUAGAAUAUGUAUCUCUUGACUGCUGGAAAAAAAUAAUAAUUGGCAGAAAAAUCCACAGCUAUUGUAUCUACAUUAGUGGAAGGUUUUGCCAUUUACAUAUUUUCAUCCUCUCCCUAACCUUCUCAUAUUUAACUUCUUUGUUCUUUCUUCUUCUUCUUGUUUUUUCUUCUUCCUUCUUUCUUCUUCCUCGUCUUCAUCUUUGUAGUCAUAGUCUUUUUUUUUCUUCUUCUUUUUCUUUUUCUUUUAUUAAUUUGUCUUUUCUUCUCUCGUCCUUCCUUUACCAAAUGGUAUUUCGUCUCUUCAGAAUAAGAUAAGGCCUUUAGCAGACGGUUUGUUUUCAGAUUUAUUUAAAUGUUAUACAUUUAAUGUGAUUUAUGUGAAUAUUCUAUGUAGGCUACAUAUAUUAAUAUUAAUAUGAAUAUUGUAUAUAAAUAUAUAUUUAUGGUAUGUGAGCAUUAUUAUAUAUUGAAAUCAGUAUUUAUAUGAAUAUUAUAUAUUUGUGUUAACAUUUACAGGAAUAUUAUAUAUCAAUAUGAAUAUUUUCAUCAAUAUUAUACCCUCAAUAUACUUAAUGACAACGAUUUUUUUUCUCACUCUCACUCACUCUACAUCUAGACCAACACUUAGUAGUAUACCCUUCUCAGGCUUAUUAUUAAUAAAGACUUACAUUUUAUACCCUUUAUACAAUGGUCUCCACAUGAUUCUCCACAAAGAGAAUUACAACUCCUACACAAUGAGUCUUCUCUGGUAGUCUCUAGUUAUUAGAAAGAGAUGUGUAUAAAGUUUUAUAUAUAUAUAUGUAUUUUGUGUGUGUGUGUGUGUGUGUGUGUGUGUGUGUGUGUGUGUGUGUGUGUGUGUGUGUGUGUGUGUGUGUGUGUGUGUGUGUGUGUGUGUGUGUGUGUUUGUUUAUUUGUUUGUUUGUUAGUUUGUUUCUAUUGUUUGUCAUAGCUUUUGACAUUUUAUGCAGUAACAAAUUUUUUAUCUUUGCCUUUAAACUUGUGUAAAUAGACAGUAAUUUUGAUAGAUAUUCUCAUCUCAUUGUGCGAUGCUUCAUGUAAGGUCAGCUUGCCUAUGAGUUCCCAGUACCCAGGCUUUAUCUAUUUUUGUCUCCAUAUAGUACUUAAUUUCCUGUGAUUUGGAAAUAAUUAAUAGUUAAAAGGGAACCAAAUAGUUGCAAUGGUUGAUAUCAGAGUAAAAUGAAAUUGGGUUUAAGUAAAAAAUCAGUCUUGUGAACUAAAAGUUAACUCAAAGUUAAUUACAGUAUUUGUUUGUAUUCAUUUUAUGGUAAAGAAGGAAAGAGAGAUUGUCAUGGAAUGCAAACAUGAGUAGAUAGAGUGUAAGCCAAUGGAUAGGUUGUUUAGAAUAGUAAAGAUUAAUGAUAACUUUUGUAAUGUUUUCUGUACAUAUACUGAUAAUAUGUCUCACUGAAACUCAUAUGUGUUGACAUGCAUUAUAUAGAUAGAGAACAAUUCAGAUUUCCACCUGCUCAAAUCAUUCUUUAGUCAGGUUAUUUGCCAAGGCUUUAUGUAGGUAAGUUUACAUAUGUAUUACUCAUGUUAAAUUGUAAUUCUGGCACUAAGCUACAUUAGAGGAUCCUUUUUAAUAGGUCUUUCUUUUUCUUACAAGCAUUUUAAAAGGUCUAGGACCCCCUCAUUCCUCUUUUUUAGUACCCAUUGAUUUUAGAAAAUAAUGAAAACUGAAAAUACAACAUAUCCUCGUAGUAUUACGAAGAAACGGCAUGGGAUGCUGGUAUUUGGCAUGAGUGGUCGCGCAUGCUAGGGCGACGAUAUAAGCCCCCGGCAGCGAGGCCCAGGCCGCUGUGAAUACUACCCGUUGGGAAAGGGUUAAUAUCUGUAGAAAGCCAUUAUAGUGGACUUUUCUCACAGAAGGAAACCAUAUAAUCCUACUCACAAUUACCAUUUUUUGGUUAUCUCAAAGAAUAAGUGAUUGUAAGGCCAUACUAAUUUUCUGUCACAAAGAAUGCAGUUGUAACUUUUGCAGCCCACUGGCACUGAGAUGGCAAAUAUACUAUACACUGUGAUUUUGGUUAAUUGCUUCUGUUUACACUUGGGAAUCAAGAACUCAAUUAUUAGGUUACCUUACCUCACCUGAGUAUCCCAUUCUGUAAAUUUUUGUAAUUUUUUUUUUUUUCUACUUUGAAUAUUGUUACUAUUCUUUUAUCAUUAUUGACAUUAUUUAAUGUUAUUAACAAUAUUAAUGGUAUUAGGAGAAAGAAAUGAAUAUUUCCAUAACUCAAGAAAAAGGGUAAAUUGGUGAGAUAAGGUAGGACCAGUAAAUAAUUCAUUGGUGGAUAGACCCAUGUGGAGCUACCUAUGUAUGAGCAAAAUGAGAGAACUAAAAUCACAGUGGAUAUGGCACGGAUAUUUACCUUCCUGACAUAAACUGGUUCAUUGAUAAUGCAAAAUAUGUUUUUUCAUUGCUCUUAUUAGUUCCCAAUGGCCAAACACAAGGCCUUUGAGCACUGAUUUUGAAGCAUAAGCAAAGUAUUUUAUAGCAUAUUUAUGUAUUAGUGCCAAGUGCUACUGAAUAUCUUAAUACUACAAGAUCAUGAUGUAGGAAUUUAUCUGUAUGAUUCAAGUACUUUCAUUUUAUACUGAUGUACAAAAUUAGAUGCAUUUUAUGGUGGGUAAAUUUCCAAUGUGGUUGUAUUGAAUAUAUAUUUGAAAUGUUGAAAAAGUACAUGUAAAAUAACUUUCUCUCUCUCUCUCUCUCUCUCUCUCUCUCUCUCUCUCUCUCUCUCUCUCUCUCUCUCUCUCUCUCUCUCUCUCUCUCUCUCUCUCUCUCUCUCUCUCUCUCUCUCUCUCUUACAGAUUAUAUUGAUUGGUCAAAAAGCAUAUGUAUAAUGGUUUCAAAUAUUUGAAAAGGGCAAAAAAAAAAAAAGAAAAAUUAUUGCAUGGAAUCUGUGAGUGUUCACGAAAAUGUGAAAUGAAUAUAUGGAUAUGUCAUGUGUAAUUCUUUUGUGUCAGUUGUUUCACAGGCAUGCACAUAAUUUGGGCUGUUAUCUUUGAAAGAAGACAAAUAGAGAUUAUAUUGUUAUAUUGAUAAUACAUUUUAGUGUAUCAUUUCACAUGUAUCACCUUUGUAGUCAUCAAAACACAUCUUCAUUUUAGUAUCAUUACCAUUGUUCUUGCCAUUUAAGAAGAAAAAAGUUUCUGUAUUAUACUCAAAAGAGUUAUGUAUCUUAUAAUGUUACAAAACUGGAUUUGUAAAAUAAAGAUUAUAUAUGUUAAAUUA